AUGGCUUCCAAAAGCAAAAGUUCGAAAACAGCAGUGUCAAAAGAUGAUCUUAGGCGUCUUAUGAGAGAAAAACUAUCUUGUACAAAGGAAUCAAAAAUCAACCAUCCGUUAGCUAAGUAUAACACUCUACAGCAGCUUGUGUGUAUUCUUUGUAACACAGUAAUAAAAACAAAUAUUUUGUGGAAUGCCCAUAUACAAGGGAGACAGCAUAAAGAGCGAUUGGCAUUAAAAUCACAGCCUGGACCUGAAAGACCCCCUGAUCCUGGAGUCAAAAGAAAAACAGACUGGCUGGUAAUCCCAAAUCAACAAAAAAAACAGAAAGAGAAUGGAAAUUCAAAGAAAUCAGAUAGCAUACAGUUGGGCUUUUUAGACAAUUCCUCAGAAAACAUGGGUGGACAGCAGAACAAUCUUUCUCUGGGGUCCUAUUCCUCAGAUGAAGAAGAGGAUUCUAGUUACCCACCAACAACCCUCUCCCUGAAAUCAGUUCAUUUGUCACAUCCAGCUUUACCUGCAGAUUUCUUUGACCUUGGAGUGAAAAAAGAAGAGGCUGAAGAAGAGGAGAAACCCAGAACCAUGGCAGAUAUUCUGCCAGAAGGUUUCUUUGAUAAUCCAAAGGCAGAUGCUAAGGUGCGUCAAGUAGAAUACAAAGAUAAAAUGGAUGAAGAAUGGGAAAUGUUUCAGAGAGCCAUGAAGGAGGAAAAUCACGUAUCUGAAGCCAUUAUAGAAGAAGAGGAUGAGAUUGUGAAUGUUGAAAGAAAUAUUGAUGAAAUUGAUGACCAAAUAAAUCGUUGGAAGGAAAUAAAUGACCUUGAAAUUAAGAAAGACAAAAUCAUGCAGAAGAAAAUAUUGAAUGACACCAUCAAAGCUGAGGAUGAAGAAGAAGUUCAGGAUGAUGAUUUAGAGGAUUUUUUGGACUGGAGAACCAAAACUCUUAAAUGAUUGGGGGCUACCAUUUGAAAUAAAAUGACUGCAGAUCAAAGUUUACUGAAAGAUAGAAAAUUAAGUAUAUAAAAGAUUUUCAGGUUUGAAAUUCCAUUUGCGUUAGGAGAAACAAAUUUUUAAGAAUUUCAGGCAAAGAAAGUGUCUCUCUUAAUUAAGAUUGUUAUAUUUUGUUUCUCAAGAAAUUUGACUAAAAAAUUGUUGUUUUUCAUAUCAAAAACAUGUGAGAGACAUUUUCAAAUAUAGAAAUUAACUUUAAGGCAUCUGAAGUUGCAUUAUAUGCAAGGAAAUAUGAAUUCUUGGUUGAUAUUUCAUAUUUAAAAUAUAUUUUAUAUACUAGAUACUUGAUCUACUGUCUUCAUCAAAAAUCUUUUUUGUAUAAAAUGCUCGAGAUUUUGUUGAAAAGUGUAUGAAUGGUGAUGAUAUUGAUAUUUUGUUCUCAUGAGCUAAAGUCAGUAAAAGAGAUUUUUAAUUGA
Molecule: messenger RNA, 1415 nt
Organism: Saccostrea echinata
Lineage: Eukaryota; Metazoa; Mollusca; Bivalvia; Ostreida; Ostreidae
Product: zinc finger protein 830-like
Exons: 9
Coding region: 1-939 (312 amino acids)
Biological process (GO): mitotic DNA damage checkpoint signaling; nuclear DNA replication; mitotic DNA replication checkpoint signaling
Cellular component (GO): spliceosomal complex; nucleus
Molecular function (GO): zinc ion binding; nucleic acid binding
Source: RefSeq, a predicted model, not a curated record